Messenger RNA from Danio rerio (zebrafish), 2906 nucleotides. It is a transcript of the gene slc27a1a, whose product is annotated as solute carrier family 27 member 1a. Gene Ontology annotation, molecular function: long-chain fatty acid-CoA ligase activity; arachidonate-CoA ligase activity. Gene Ontology annotation, cellular component: membrane; endomembrane system. The record is from RefSeq and is marked provisional. NCBI's taxonomy places the organism in Eukaryota, Metazoa, Chordata, Actinopteri, Cypriniformes, Danionidae.
AUAGUUUGUCAAAUACAUGCUGCACGUGAAGUGAACAUAUUUACCGCGUACUUUGCUUUUUUAAACACAACUAUCCUAGCGAGUUUUCCCUCGCUCUCCGUGUUGUCAGACGCCCGCGUUACUUUUCAUAAGGGUCAGUAUUUUGGUCAUAUUUGUGGUCAGUCAACCUCUAACCGCACAGCAAGGUCGUCCCAUGUCUUGACAGAUCAGGGCUGGCUGAACUCUAUCUGUCUACCAUAGGAUGCACUAUGUGGCGAGUGGCUCCCUGUCUUUGGGGUCCCUGGGCCUGCUCCGUCUGUUUGGGGCAUCCUGGUCCUGGAGCCUGGCAGCAGGUCUGAGUGUUUAUUUGGGGACUGGAGGCUGGCGGUACCUGUAUGUGGUGGUUCGGACGGCUAAAAGGGACAUCAAUGGUCUUUAUGUGCUGCUGAGGGUUAAACUGGCACUAUGGCAUUAUAUGCGCAACCGAAACACCAUACCCUCCAUCUUUGCACAAACUGUGGCUCGGCACCCAGACAAGCCUGCGCUUGUGUAUGAAGCCACUGGGGAGACGUGGACUUUCUCCCAGUUAGAUCAAAUCUCCAAUGCUGUGGCCCACUGGGCACUGAGCCAAGGCUGGACCUCAGGAGAUGUGGUGGCGCUGUUCAUGGAGAGCAGACCCCUUCAGGUGGCACUCUGGCUGGGCCUGGCCAAAGUCGGUGUGGAAGCUGCACUCAUUAACUUCAACCUGCGAAGGGAUUCGCUCCUGCACUGCGUGGGUGUUUCAGCUUCCAGGGGAAUUGUUUUUGGAGCAGAGCUUGCUGACGCUGUGUCUGAAGUGAGCCACUCCUUGAGUCAGACCAUGGUGCGGUUCAGCACAGGAGACCUCAAACCAGACCUGAUGGCCACUCUCAAGUGUCAGCCUCUUGACCCCAUCCUGGCAUCUGCCCCUCGACACCCACCAUCCUGCACUGUGUCCAAGGGCUUCAAUGAUCAUUUGUUCUACAUCUACACGUCUGGCACCACAGGACUCCCUAAAGCUGCUAUAGUGGUGCACAGCCGGUAUUACAGGAUUGCUGCUUUCGGCUACCUUUCUUUUCGUAUGCGGCCAGAUGACAUCAUUUAUGACUGUUUACCCCUUUACCACUCAGCAGGUAAUAUAAUGGGGGUGGGCCAGUGUCUGAUUCAUGGUUUAACUGUGGUGGUCAAGAGGAAGUUUUCAGCAAGUCGCUUUUGGGAAGACUGCAUCAAACACAACUGCACUGUUGUUCAGUAUAUAGGAGAGAUCUGCCGGUAUCUGCUUGCUCAACCUGUGCGUCCCUCCGAGCGGCAGCAUCGUGUGCGUUUGGCUGUGGGGAACGGCCUGCGACCCAGUGUGUGGGAGGCCUUCGUCGAGCGCUUCAGAGUCAAGCAGAUCGGCGAAUUUUACGGAGCCACCGAGUGCAACUGCAGCAUCGCCAACAUGGACGGCAAGGUUGGAGCUUGUGGGUUUAACAGUCGCAUCCUGCCAAACGUGUACCCCAUCCGGCUAGUGAAGGUGAACGAGGAGACCAUGGAGCUUGUUCGGGACAAGCAGGGACUGUGUGUGUCUUGCAGACCUGGAGAGCCUGGGCUGUUGGUGGGCAGAAUAAAUCAGCAGGAUCCUCUGCGUCGGUUUGACGGCUACGCGAGUCAAGAAGCCACCAGGAAGAAGAUCGCCUACAAUGUGUUCAGGAAAAACGACUCUGCCUAUCUGUCAGGUGAUGUUUUGGUAAUGGACGAGCUUGGAUACAUGUAUUUCCGAGACCGAAGCGGAGACACGUUUCGUUGGAAAGGAGAGAACGUGUCCACCACUGAAGUAGAGGGAACGCUGAGCGGCCUGUUGAGACAGACUGAUGUGGCAGUGUUUGGAGUAAACGUACCAGGUGUGGAGGGAAAAGCGGGAAUGGCUGCCAUCGCUGACUCGACUGGAAGCUUCAACUGUAAUUCUUUCCUAAAAGAGGUUCAGCAAGCUCUUCCUCCAUAUGCACGGCCAAUAUUUCUACGCAUCUGCCCAUGUGUAGAUACCACAGGAACGUUUAAAAUCCAGAAGACCAGACUGCAAAGGGAAGGAUAUGAUCCACGGCUCACAACUGACCAGAUCUACUUCCUAAACUCCAGAGCAGGGCGUUACGAACUUGUCAACGAGGAGCUGUACAAUGCAUUUGAAGAAGGCAGGAUUUCCCUUUAGACAGAGAAGAGAAGUUAGUUUGAAACUACCUGAUCUUCUCCUAAUCUGUGAACACAUACACACAGUGUUACCACAAUGCAACAGAAACCACACUGAUUUGUUAAGCUAGUAUUUAGACAUUACCAUUGUUUAAAAGAAUAAUAUUGCAUCUGAUGAGAUGUCUUUGAUUCGGUAGCCUACUAGAAAUCAUAAGCUGUCUUAAAAAGGGCAAACCAUUUACCCAAUAUGCAAUAGGCAGUUUGACUGAAUUAUUAUUUUAAUGCAAUAUUUUGAUUUGAUGGCAGCAGAAUACAAUGUGCACUCCCAACAUAAGUAAAACAAAUACCCAAACACUAAAGCCAUUAGGAUGAAAGAUUAAACUCCAUUAGGAUAUAACACUAAAGACACUAAAGAAACCACUACAAAUCAGCUAGUUGAAAGGUUUUGAGCCUGAAAAGAUGAUGAUGAGUGUAUGUUAACAGACGUGAGUUUUUACUAAGUGAACGUUAUUAAAAUGCCUAACUCCAAAGUGAUUUUUAGAAAGCUGAAAGAUACAAAGUGUCUUUGUGAACAGCGAAGUGCCUUAGUUUUUUACUACAUGAGCUUUAUCCAAGUGUGAUAUGGCAAGAUGAAUGUGGCCUGACACUUCAUCCUGAACAAAGAAGUUUUUGGAAAACAAAACCCAGUAAAUUGUAUUAAUAUAGAUCUGAAUGAUUAAAUGAAUAAACAUUUUUAUUCCAAA